Messenger RNA from Anoplophora glabripennis (Asian longhorned beetle), 896 nucleotides. RefSeq lists its product as uncharacterized. The coding region runs from base 195 to 479 and encodes 94 amino acids. The transcript is spliced from 2 exons. The record is from RefSeq and is a predicted model, not a curated record. NCBI's taxonomy places the organism in Eukaryota, Metazoa, Arthropoda, Insecta, Coleoptera, Cerambycidae.
UCUAUGACCUUGGUCGUGGUUAAUUUUGAUCAUUGAUAAUAAAACUAAAAUCUAAAAUUGACAGUCUGACAAUAAUUGUGACGUUAGAUGUCAUUGUUUAGGUUUUAUUAUUUAUUUUAAUUAUUUAGUGUAUUUUAAUUGCUGACGAUUGGAACGCAGAAAUUUGUGAUCUUCUGCUGACUAAGAGUUGUACCAUGAGUGGUCCACGAAUGGGUAUGUCUCAAUUGAACGGUAGCAAUAGAAGGCCUUCGAAUAUCACCCGGAUGAUGUCUAACGACAAGCCAGUUCAUGCCCAACACGAUGAUUUAAUAAAGUAUAUCUACGAUUCGUGGAGUAAAGUAGAAAUGGACAGGGGAUCUAACUCUGUAAGGUAUUAUCAAGAUGAGAGCGCCCAUCAAUUAAAAGAUUUUCAACCAUUUGAUUUAGAGGCAUACUGGGGCAGACGAUUACACCAAAGCAUCCAACAGCAGCACUCAUAGCAUUAUUACGCUGUGGCAGUCCGAUGAUUGUUUUUUUUUAAUGAGAUUUAGUUGCUCGUUAGAAGUACGCGUCUUUAUUAUGUAUUAUUAAUUUGCUUUUUAUAACCUAAUAUUGAUUUUAUAUGAUCGUAAAGUCAUUAAUCUUGUUACUUUUUCUUUUUUACAUAUGUAAUUUUUGUGAGAGAUUAUUUGACCCAAAUUGAUACUACUUUGAAAGCAAUGAGAAUUAUAGCACUUUAUGAAAAUAUUGCUUUUAUAUUUACAGUAUUUAAUUUUUAUGUUUACAUUCCUAUAGUGACUUCGAAUCAUAUUCACCAUUAAUCUACCCAUAUCUAAUUUAUUAUUCUUUUAAUUAUCAAGUUAGACAAAUUGUAAAUUAGUAACUAAUAUUAAAAUAAACUUUUUUAUUUAUCGCCA